This is a messenger RNA of Kalmanozyma brasiliensis GHG001, 311 nucleotides long. RefSeq names its product Trimeric LpxA-like protein. The transcript has a single exon. NCBI's taxonomy places the organism in Eukaryota, Fungi, Basidiomycota, Ustilaginomycetes, Ustilaginales. The record is from RefSeq and is a predicted model, not a curated record. The annotation marks the transcript as partial.
AUGCCAUCCACCAUCAGUCAUGUGGCGACCUACCAUCCCAACGAAUACAUCCAGACUGCGAUGACAGGCAACAAAGUGUCAAGGAAAGCGACCAUUCUAGGCUCCCAAAAUAUUAUUCUAGGUGGAAAGUGCAUCAUACAACAUGGCGCCAUCAUCCGAGGCGAUCUGAAGCGAAUCACAGCAUCAUCAAGCUCAACAGGCGCCGCUGGUGGCCAAGCUCAGCCGACGCAGUCGGUGGCAAUCUACAUCGGAAGAUAUUGCCUGCUAGCCGAGUCGAGCGUAAUACGGCCUCCUUACAAGACCUACAAAGG